AUGUCGAGCUGUUGGGCAUUGCUGCUGAGUCGAAGUGUCGUUGUCGCUGCCCACAAAAGGCCGUGGACUGCCUUUGUCACGUCCACGAGGCAAAAACCAUUGAUAACAAGUGCUCGGCCAAUAAGUACAAGAUCCACAGAACUACUCCGACCAUCCACCAAUCGACCAUUCGCAUUUCCAUUGUUCGCCAAGUCCAAGUCUACUACUACUGCUAAAAGUGGCCGUCCGUAUCGUUUGAUGAUUGUAGAGUCUCCCAGCAAAUGCAGGACGAUUGAAAAGAUUCUACAAAAGCACGUGGAAGAACAAAAUUUGGACUACGAUUUUGUCGUCACGUCGUGUUAUGGACACAUUCGCAAUCUACCCAAGAAUCAGCAGCAAAUUCGAGAGGCCAAGUACUUGUCGACUGGUACUACUACUAGCACUAGUGCUACUUCAAAAAAGGACGCGUCCUUUCCCUAUUCCAUUGUGGGAGUUGAUUUGGAACACGACUAUCAACCCACGUAUGUCUUAUUGCCCGGCAAGGAAUCACUCGUUCAAGAACUCCAAGACUUGACGCAGCACGCCCAACACGUCUACUUGGCCACGGAUCCCGAUCGCGAAGGAGAAGCCAUUGCUUGGCAUUUGCAACAAGUCCUCUCCUUACAACACGAAAACAAGAGUCGAUUGUCCUUUUCGGAAAUUACCCCCCGCGCCAUUGUGGGGGCCGUGGAGAGCGAUCCCACACAACUCAAUCAUCGAUUGGUAGCAGCACAAGAAACCCGGCGCAUCCUCGAUCGAUUGGCCGGAUUUACCGUAUCGCCCAUUUUGUGGAAAAAGAUUGCCCCGGGACUUUCGGCGGGACGGGUGCAAAGUGUUGGCAUGGCACUGGUCGUCCAACGGGAACGAGAACGAUUGCAAUUUACACCGUUGGAGUAUUGGAAUGUCCAAGGCAAUUUUACCGCGCAAGAAUUGGUAUUGGACUUGGACUUGGACAAUAAUGAUCUCUUUGCAGCCACGCUUGUUUCGGUCAAUGGGACCAGUUUGGUGGCGGGCAAGGCAGAUUUGGUACAGGCCAAUGCUAGUACUACUACCAGCCAAGGAAAGCUGCCACCCCCACAACCCAAACCCAACAAGCGUCUCUUGACACAAUCAGAUGCCCGCGAGUUGGCCACACAGUUACUGGAGGAUCCUACCAAUACAGAGUGGCACGUCCAGAGUGUUUCCGCCAAGGAACGAUUUCACUAUCCACCCGAUCCCUUCAAAACAUCCACGCUGCAGCAAGAAUCCAAUCAACGACUCGGAAUGAGUGUCGCCGAAACCAUGAGUACGGCACAAAAACUAUACGAGGCAGGAUGGAUCUCUUACAUGAGAACGGACGCCACACAUCUCAGUCAAGAUGCCAGUGCUGCCACUGUGGCUGCCGUGACGGAAUUAUAUGGACCCCACAAUGUGGCGGCGGCACGAGAACAACAAAAGAAAUCCAAUAAAAAGAAAAAAGCCAAACAGAAGAGUGCAUCCGACAAGGUCGCACAAGAAGCCCACGAAGCCAUUCGUCCCGCCAUUCAACCCGAUGGGACAUUUGCCAGUCCAACCGACGUGACGGCACUUUCGGACAAGGCCGUCAAACUCUAUCAACUCAUCUUUCGACGGACAUUGGCAUCGCGAAUGCCACCCCAGAAAACCAAUCAGACCACAAUCGUGUUGGAGGGGACAUCGUCGGGUGAAACCACGGUCGAAUUUCGAACCACGGGCAGUGUCGUUCUGGAACCCGGUUUUACAUUGUCGUGGAAUCGUGGUGGUGACAAUAAUAAUAAUAAGGAAUUGCCAGCACUCGAGGAAGGACAAGUGUUGGCGUGCCAUGGGUUGGACCCGAGCGGUCAUACCACUCAACCGCCGCCACGAUACACCGAAGCCAGUUUGGUCAAGGAAUUGGAAGCACUGGGAGUGGGUCGUCCCAGUACGUACGCGGGGGUGGUGCAGAUUUUGCGCGAUCGGGCGUAUGUUGGAUCACCGGCUUCCGUCGAAGCGACGCCGUCGUCCUCCAAGCGAGCCGCCACGGGGGCGGCCAUGACCGCACAGCGUGCCGCUGGAGGUGGGGAUAUGUUUGGAGCCAGGGGUCCAUUGGCGCCGUCCUUGUCCGCAUUCGUUGUCACGUCGCUGUUGGAAGAACAUUGUCCCACCUACGUGGAUCCGUCCUUUACAGCUCGAAUGGAAGAAAACUUGGAUCGAAUAGCACAUGGUCAUGAUGAUGAUAGUGAGGAUAGCGACGACGGCGAUGAUGAUCAAGAGGAGGAAGUCGAUGUGGCGCAGCAACGGGUGGCUUAUCUGAACGAGUUUUAUGCUGGCGAAGGUGGUUUGGCGGCACAAAUUAAACUCAUUGACGACAAUGUCGAGGCGGAGGAUGCACGGCGGGCUCGCUUACCAGCGUUGGAUACUUCGGAGAAUAGUGAGGAGCCAGAUUUGGGCAUCUACAUUGGUCCAUGGGGUCCAUACAUUCAACAAAAAGACCCAGGUAGCAGCACGGGGCCGCUAAAAGCUCCACUGCCUCCAGGGUUGGCAACAGACCUUUCCUCCAUCACGCCAGAUACGCUUGCGGCCUUAGUCCGGGUGAAGCAUGGAAAUGGUACCAUAUUGGGGCAGCACCCGGAAGAUGGCAGAAACAUUCGAUUGAGGGUUGGUCGCUUUGGAGCCUACUUGCAAUGGGGGGAAAGCGAUGAAGAAGGCACCACCACUCAUUCACUUCCCAAAAAAUUGAGUUCCAUGCGGAAUCUUCAAGUGCCUGGUUCUGGUACCAUUGAAGAUGGUAGUGAUGAUAUGCCCACUGAGGGAGCACCAAGUGAUGCACCAGAGGAUCUUACGGAUAUGCUAGGCAUCACCUUGGAGGUGGCUAUCGGUUACUGCGGGUUACCCAGAACAGUCACCACAUUGGAAGACAAGCCAAUCACUGCUGCUAUUGGCCCUUAUGGCCCAUACCUCAAGUACAACAAUUCGUAUGUGAGCCUGCACGCGCGGGAUGGUGAUGUCUUGACGAUCGAUGGGGAGUCCGCCGUGACUUUGGUCAAAGAUGGCAUCAUCAAUAAGAAGUCUGGUCCAGGUAGAGGUGUCUUGGCAGAGUUGGGCGAGAAGGAUGGUGCACAGGUCACAGUAAAGAGUGGACGCUUUGGAGCAUACCUAAAUUGGCGAAAAGUCAACGCUAAGCUUCCUUCUGAAUACGUCGACGAACCCGACAACACGCCGCUGGAGUUAGCUUGGGACCUGAUCCAAAGCAAAGCUGGUGCCCCCUCCACCAAGAAGAAAUCGGGGCGACACCAAUCAUCCCCGGACUUGCCACCAGCCCCCAAACGGGCCUUGAGUGCGUACAUGCACUUUUGCUCAGCAAAACGUCCCGAGGUUUCAAAAUCUGGAAAGUCUUUGGGUGAAGUAUCGAAAGCGUUGGCAGCCUUGUGGGCUGAGACAUCAGAAGCCGACCGUAAGCCCUUUGGGGACCUUGCUGCUGCCGGGAAAGAGGCUUACCAAACGGAAAAGGCUGCCUGGGAAGAGGAAUGCCGCAAGAUCCAAGGAACAAAAGGAAAGAAGAAAGCCGUGAAAUCCAAUGAUGGAGGCCCAUCUCCACCCAAACGAGCCAAAACUGCCUAUCUGUAUUUUUGCGAAGCAAAACGACAAGAAGUUUCGCAGCGGUUGCACAAACUGGGCGAUAUCUCCAAAGAGCUUGCUCGUCAGUGGGCCGAAACCACAGAUCGCGCUGAGUAUAUUAAACUUGCCGAAGCAGACAAGUCACGCUAUGAAGCAGAGAAGAGCCAACGCCAAAGCGGUAGUAGUUCUGCACCUGCGAAUGGCACGUCGUCGAGGUCCAAAGUAAAGGGAUCCGCCAAUGGUCGUCGAAGUCGCGUGCUCAAGGUUCAGCGACCAUCCACGAAGAAGACUUCAAAACGUGUGUCGGCUUACAUGAUAUUCUGCCGAGAGAAUCGCGGAGGCAUCGUGGACGAGAACGGUGAGAAGUUACCUCUUGGGGAAACCACCAAGAGACUAGCCGAGAGAUGGAAGAGCAUCGACCCAGAAGAAAAAGCUACAUAUGAAGCCACGGCGGCUGAAGAGAAGGCAAAGAUAAUGGCUUCGUGCUAG
This is a messenger RNA of Seminavis robusta, 4101 nucleotides long. The record is from the annotation of a GenBank genome assembly. NCBI's taxonomy places the organism in Eukaryota, Bacillariophyta, Bacillariophyceae, Naviculales, Naviculaceae.